AUGCCUCUACUUUUCAAAGAGUUGAAGUAUGUGGUUAAGCCAUUCGCCAAUUUAGCCAAAUUUUCGGCUAAACAUCCAAUUCACGUUAUUUUGAUCUCACUACUAAUUGCAGCAACUACAUAUUUAUCGGUAAUUGAACAUUAUUUCAAUGGAUGGUCGGUAGAGAGCCGAGGGUUACUUUCUUACCAGGGCUCUCUUUCUUCAAACUCUGUAGAGGAUGACUGCACUCACUAUCAUUUCACACCCGAAACUGCACAAUGGACAGAAGUUUCCUACGAAGAUGUAGAAAAGCUUAGAUAUCAAUCUAUCCCAAUUGAUCACUACUAUUUGUUGCCAUUUGAGUUCCAUUCUAAUAACAAAAGUUUAGAGUGGCCUAAACUUGAAGGAAGCGUCUACCAAAAUGGAUCUGUUGAAUAUUUAUUGAAAGAUGAGUUCAAUGUCUCUAAGACAUUGAAAUCAGAAGAUGAGACUGAGUGGACUCUAAGAGCUCACAGAUACAAGCUACACGACGUCAAGAUUUUUGUUAUCUCGGUAUAUCAGGAUCUUUUUAACAGAAUUAACUCUGCAGAACCGUUCGAUAUUUUCAUCGUUGGUACUGCUUACGUUGCAAUGGCAUAUACUUUGAUAUCUUUAUUCAUCGAAAUGCGAGUUACUGGAUCUAAAUUCUGGAUUGCUUUAGCUGCUGUGGUCAACUCAGGAACUGCUUUUUUUGUCGCACUUUACGCAACUCAAAAGAUUUGCAACAAACCAGUAACCGCACUGAGUUUGAUUGAAGGUGUUCCAUUCGUUGUGGUUAUUGUUGGUUUCAAGCAUAAGAUUAAGUUGGCCAAGUACGUAGUGGACCAGUUCAAGAGAUUCGAUGUCUCACAAAAGGUAACGACUUAUCAAGUCGUCUAUGAUGCAAUGUUGAACGAAGGUCAACGUCUCGUUCAAGAUCAUUUGUUAUGUCUUAUCGCUUUUGGUGGUUGUGCCGUGUAUGCUUCGUCCUUAUCCGCUCUUUCGAACUUUUGCUUCUUCUGUGCUGUAUUAUUAGGAUUUGAUUUGUUCAUCACAUCAACUUUCUUUGCAGCAGUCUUAGCACUUAAAUUGGAAAUAAAUAUUAUCCACAGGGCUACCACCAUCAAACAAACAUUAGAAGAAGAUGGUGUGGUUCCAUCGACUGCUGGUAUCAUAUCUGAUUCCGAAACACUGAAAAAGAAUAAAAUCUUGAGGUCUAAUACAACUUUGACAUUGGGUAAGCUUUUAUUCGUAGCAGGCUUCAUUUUUUUCAAUUUCUAUAACUUUAGUGCUAGGUGGACUUAUGAGACAUUCGCAACUCUGUAUGCGAAAAGUACUACUACUGAACUACCAACAUUCAUUACUUCUGUUAUUCCAAACAAAAGUAAAAGUGUUCUAAUUUCUGUCGCUCCUUCGCAGUUCUACGAACCAACUAAAGCCUAUUUCCAAGUUGAAGAUAACAUUUUGUCCCUUAUUCGUUACAUCUCUAUUGCUAUUCGCGACAGAUUUGUCAGCAAAGUUCUAAUAUUCUCGUUAGUGAUAAGUGCAUCUAUCAACGUAUAUCUAUUGAAUGCGGCUAGAAUCCACACCGAAUUAACCGCCAAUGAUAUUCAAAAGCAGCGCGCUUCCAAAAAAUCUUUCAAGUCUCAUACUGUACACAACGAAAACCAGUCUCCCUCGUCCAGUGCCAGCAACGAAACUAAGGUCGAAAAACCGGCGGAGACUGUUCCAGACGUUGUCUCUGAUCAUGACAGUGAAACUGAAAGUGAAUCUGACCAAGAACCAACCACUGUCCGUUCGUUAGAAGAAUUAGUGACCGAAUUAAAGGAUGGUAAAGUUAAAUCAUUGAAAAAUAAAGAGGUUGUAUCAUUAGUUGUCAACAAUAAGUUACCUCUUUACGCUUUGGAGAAACAAUUAGGCGAUACAACCCGUGCUGUUGUCGUUCGUCGUAAGGCUCUUGCUAUAUUAGCUGAUGCCCCUGUUUUGUCUACUGAACGUCUUCCAUAUAAACAUUACGAUUACGAUCGAGUAUUUGGUGCCUGUUGUGAAAAUGUCAUUGGUUACAUGCCUCUACCGGUUGGUGUUAUUGGUCCUUUGAUGAUCGAUGGUGUGUACUAUCACAUUCCAAUGGCAACCACUGAAGGUUGUCUUGUUGCAUCUGCUAUGAGAGGUUGUAAGGCCAUGAAUGCAGGUGGUGGUGUACAAACUGUCUUGACCAAGGAUGGUAUGACAAGAGGUCCUUGUGUUCGGUUCCCCUCGUUAGCCAGAGCUGGUGCUUGUAAGAUCUGGUUAGAUUCAGAAGAAGGUCAAAACAGGGUUAAGAAGGCGUUCAACUCAACAUCAAGAUUUGCUCGUCUUCAACAUAUACAGACAGCAUUGGCUGGUGAUUUAUUGUUCAUUCGUUUCAGAACCACUACUGGAGAUGCCAUGGGGAUGAAUAUGAUUUCUAAGGGUGUUGAAUUCUCAUUAAAACAAAUGGUGGAAGAAUUUGGAUGGAACGAUAUGGAAAUUGUUUCAGUUUCGGGUAACUUCUGUAUGGAUAAGAAACCAGCUGCUAUCAAUUGGAUUGAAGGGCGUGGUAAGAGUGUCGUUGCAGAGGCUACAAUCCCAGGUGAUGUCGUUAGAAAAGUGUUGAAGAGUGAUGUCAAGGCGUUAGUUGAUUUGAACAUCUCAAAGAACUUAAUUGGAUCUGCCAUGGCAGGUUCUGUUGGUGGAUUUAAUGCACAUGCAUCGAAUUUAGUCAGUGCUGUGUUCUUGGCUCUCGGCCAGGAUCCAGCUCAAAACGUGGAAUCUUCCAAUUGUAUAACGUUGAUGAAGGAAGUGGACGGAGAUUUGAGAAUCUCUGUCUCUAUGCCAUCCAUCGAAGUUGGUACCAUUGGUGGUGGUACCAUACUUGAACCACAAGGGGCAAUGUUAGACCUCUUAGGCGUACGUGGUCCACAUCCAACACAACCAGGUAAUAACGCCCGUCAAUUAGCUAAGAUCGUCGCCAGUGCUGUUAUGGCUGGUGAACUAUCUCUAUGUAGUGCGUUGGCCGCAGGACAUUUGGUACAAAGUCACAUGGUCCACAACAGGGCCAAACAACCAGCAACUGAUGGAUCUACAACCAACAAUGCCACUGCCACUGCCACGGCAACACCAUUGACCAAUGGCAAGAAGCCCUUGACCCCAGAAGAAUUGAAAACUUUGAAAGAAGGGUCAGUUAUUUGCAUCAAGUCGUGA
Kluyveromyces lactis is the source of this 3219-nucleotide messenger RNA. RefSeq names its product hydroxymethylglutaryl-CoA reductase (NADPH) HMG1 (gene HMG1). Gene Ontology annotation, biological process: coenzyme A metabolic process; ergosterol biosynthetic process; isoprenoid biosynthetic process. The transcript has a single exon. The record is from RefSeq and is a predicted model, not a curated record. Gene Ontology annotation, molecular function: protein binding; hydroxymethylglutaryl-CoA reductase (NADPH) activity. The coding region runs from base 1 to 3219 and encodes 1072 amino acids. Gene Ontology annotation, cellular component: endoplasmic reticulum membrane; peroxisomal membrane. NCBI's taxonomy places the organism in Eukaryota, Fungi, Ascomycota, Saccharomycetes, Saccharomycetales, Saccharomycetaceae.